This is a messenger RNA of Schistocerca serialis cubense, 594 nucleotides long. Its product is annotated as translation initiation factor IF-2-like. The transcript is spliced from 2 exons. The record is from RefSeq and is a predicted model, not a curated record. The coding region runs from base 1 to 594 and encodes 197 amino acids. NCBI's taxonomy places the organism in Eukaryota, Metazoa, Arthropoda, Insecta, Orthoptera, Acrididae.
AUGGCUGUAUCUCGCUCCUCGCCCUCUCCCUCGCCAAGACUUGUGAAGCACCGGGACGUGUCUGCUCCUUCUCGUAAAGUGCACCCGUCCACCAGCUUUGCUGCCACCACCGAGGGGGGACCGUCUGCCUCCUCCACCCAGCGACUGCAGCAGGCCGCUGGUGACCGGCAGCAGCCGACUGCGCCGUCCACGGCUCCGCCCGGUCGGGUGGCAACCCCGGCAACCACGCCUGAGGCGCGGGAUGCUGCCCCACGCAGGCGUCGCCGUCGCGGGGGCCGGGUUUCCCCUGCCGCUGCGCAACCGACUGCCGCCGACACUCUGCCGCGGCAGCAGCCGGCAACUCGUGCUGCGCCGCCACUGGAACUGGAUGCCGAUGUUCCACGGCAGUCGCCUUCUACGAAGCGGUCGCAACGAGCCGCCCCCGUAGCGGAGACCGCCCCAGCGGCCCCCGCCGCCCCCUCGGCUCCCGACGCAGCUGAGCUCCGAUCGCUUUUGCGGUCGUCGAGCCAGCUGCUCAAGCAACUCCCGGUGCUAGUCACCGCGGUCACGACGGCCCUGCGGGCCGGCGUUGCUGCUUCUCCCCGCCACGGAUAA